CAGUUUUCGACGACAGUUGCACUCGUUUUCGAUGGCGCGCCCACCUCCGUUUUACAACGACACAGUUACACUUCGGCCUCCUUUUCGACGACAACUUUCACCUCCGUUUCAAUGACAGUUGCACACUUGGCAACUUCCACCUUCGUUCUCGACGACAGACGGCAGUUACUUACUUUGGCAACAUCUUCCUUCGUUCUCGACGGUGUUACACACUUUGGCAAUUAAUUUCCACCUGCGUGUUCGACGACAAUUACACACUUUGAAACAGCCUCCUUUGUUUUCGACGACAGUUGCACACUUUGGCAGCUUCAAUCUGCAUUAAAUUUACGCUUUAAGGGAAACUGUUGUUUUUUUUUACUGAUUUAUUUAUAUAGUUAUUCAACCGAUAAUUUUUGGUGCUAUGCCUGCCACUAUUGCUGUCAGUCAGUGCCUUGGACGCUUUGCCCGCGGCACUUACUGUCAGUGCCCUGGAUGCUUUGCCUGCCACGAAUAGUGUCAGGGCACUGGAUGCUUUAGCGUCAGUGCCCCGGAUGCUUUAGCACUUAACGUUUACGCACUGGAUACUAUGCAAGGCCCUAGCCCUAAAGUCUUGAGAAUAUGGGUCAUUCACUGUUCAAGGUGGGUGGGGCUCCGCUAGCCUUUGAAAGGCGGCAUCAUCAUCAUCAUCAUCAUCAUCAUCAGACACUGGGUCUGAUGGCAGCUCCACUGGACUGAGCCAUGAUCACAAAAAGAUCAAUCUGAACCCAAAUGUCUGACAGUCGAGAAGCAUUGCAUUCGGAAAAAAUAUGCUAGUUAAACCAGUCCUUGCGGAAAAGAUGAAACGACUUGAGCUUCUUUUCCGAGGCCCAAACUGCACGGCCCACGGGCUAAAAUGGUCCCAGGAAAGCUGGCCAAAAAGGCCCAAUUUGAAAGCCAUCGCGCCCUUUUUCUGACCCUCGCCAUAGGCCUUCAGCAUAGUCCUUAGUUGACCAAAAUACACACAGGGCGCCCGUGGUGCCUUUCGUUGGAUCGUUUGAUCGUUCCAAAAUGGAACCCGAACUGAAUCAAGCUGACAGGUUUUACACAGUUGUCUCUCCAACCUUUGCUGCCGCCAUUGCUGAAAAAAGCCUUCCGGAGUUUGCGGCAAGACGGAUUCUGUCAUACAGAGUUAGCAUGAUUGAACGGCUCUUUGCCAAGGACCAUGGUUGGCGGUGGGAGGAAGCCAACAUGGGGACUGUGGUUUGUGUGGCUAUACUGCUAGGACCAUGGUUGGCGAGGGUCAGUGGGAGGGAACCAAUCAUUGCAUUAGUCCUGCGGCUUGCUCUGCAUUCUUGCAGGCUCUCAAGGACCUUAGUUGGCAUGGGUCAGUGGUGGGGACGUCAACUAUAAUAAGAAACUAGCAGAAAUUCAGCAUAAGAAACUAACAAACCCAGAUGUUUGGCGUAAACCUGCGAGUGUUUUGGAAGCUACUUCGGUACAGCACUCGACUAAAAAUGCGCGUGCAAAACGUCAGACGAAAAUCCGAAAAAAUCAGUAAAACAAAAAGUGUCUUCCUUCACACUUUGGCAACUCAGCACGCACAAUCUCCGCAGAUGGUUCACUCAUGUAACCAAGAAUUCGCGUUCACGUUUGAGCAUCGGCGCGCGAUCUCCACAGAGGGUUCAUCCGGCACACCCGGAACUCGCAUUUCACCGCAAGUUUAAGCGUCCGACACGCACGAUCUCCGCAAAGGGACAACGUGAUAAAAUAUGAAUACACAACAUACGGUUUGAAAACAAAGGUCUUUUUGCGUGAGCAGGUAUGAAAUGUUUCAAACAACUCCCCUUUAUCAUUGAUGCUCUCAUCCUUGCAGGAGGAAGUGCUCGGACUGGCCGCGUUAUUUGGAACAUGUUUCCUUCUAGCAUUCGUGUUCGGUGAAAUUGCGACCAAUGUGAGGAGCGCCGUGGACACUAGUGGAGCAGUGAUAAAUGAACCAGAAGUGAGGACGCCAAAUAUUUCAAUCCGACAAGGUGUGAACAGCCUUGGCAAACCGAUCCGCGUGAUCACAAGUUGAGAGAAUUGGACCUGCAGACAGGAUGCUUUAGAGAGCAGGUUUUCCCAGUUUUCGUCUCCGGUUCAAAAACCGAAGCAAACCUUGGGAACCAAACAAUUUGCAGUGAAA
Molecule: messenger RNA, 2140 nt
Organism: Durusdinium trenchii
Lineage: Eukaryota; Dinophyceae; Suessiales; Symbiodiniaceae
Source: the annotation of a GenBank genome assembly